AGUCUGGAGCCGGAGGGCCACUGUGUGACACGCGCAGCAGAGCCGACGACCAGCGGUACCCUAGAAUUCGAGACUUACAUUAUUAUACGGCGCGGGAGUGGCAGAGGUUUAAUAAGCCCACAACUCAGCUUUACGACCAGAAUCCGCCAGCACCCGUUCCCUCAGCACCCCAGAUAACCCAACCACCGAGUUACAAAGUCUCACUGGCACUGAAAGUAACCCACCAUCACCAUGACAUAACCUUUUCGCCCUGCAAUCUCCGUAGCGUCCUAACCAUAUUUGAAUCUUUCUCCCUCUCACCACCCCACGGUGACGACCUCGGGUCAUCGGGCCGACGCAAUGACCUACAAUGGCACCACGGAGCCGAUAUCGGACAUCCUCUUCAUGGAGUACGUGGCGUACAACAUCAUCGUGCCGACGGUAUCGGCGUGCGGCGUGCUGGGCAACAUCCUCAACCUGCUGGUGCUCACCCGGGGACAGAUGAAGGCGCCCAUCUACAUCUACUUCACUACGCUGGCAGUGGCGGAUCUGGUCACAUGUCUGCUGGUGUUCUUUAGCGGUAUCGCCAAGGGGGCGGCCGCCGCCAGCUUCUGGUGGCAGGUGUUCGAGGUGUACUUCUACCUGGGCAUCGGCUCCAUCUCCACCACCGUCUCCAUAGCAACCAUCGUCAUGGUGACCGUGGAGCGACUCAUUCUCAUACGGAAUGGACAGAGCGCCAAGACGUACUGCACCCGCGAGAUGGCCUGGCGCGUCUGCCUGGUCAUCUUCCCGGUCAGCAUCGUCUUCAACAUUCCCUACUUCCUGGCAUUCGUCGUGGACGACGGCAUUCAGGAGACGCAUUUCUACCGGGGACAGUAUUACCAGAUCCACAACUGGAUUCGUUUCGUGGUGUUUGGUCUGGGCACGGCGCUGUUCCUGGCGGUUGGAAACCUGCUGCUGAUUCUGUCACUGCGCCAGAGCUACCGACACCGCAAAACGCUGCUCUCACAGCGUAAACUGCGCGAGGAGAAGCGGCUCAAGGAGCAGACGCGUCUAACAGCCACCCUGGUCGGCAUCAUCGUGCUGUUUCUGAUCGGCGAGUUUCCCACCCACCUGGCCAGCCGGCAGUCGGCCGCUACACUCAUCUACGGCGGUGACACGUCCCAGCUCAGCUCGGACGGCUACCGCACCUUCAAGCUGGUCGUCUCAGUGCUGAUGGCCGUCCACUACUCGUGCAACUUCAUCCUCUACUGCGCGCUCAACUCCAAGUUUCUCAGCAUGGUGUCGCGCGUGCUGCUCUGCCUGAGAGCGGAGCCUGAGUUGGAGACGAGUGAUAUGCGGGUCACGGCUUCUGACCCAGCCCGAGGGAUGAAUGUGAGAGCCCAGGGCGCACGCAGGAUGAGCGCUGGGAGGGCAGCGGCACCCGCGGCGCCAGGUCAGACCGGCUCGGGACACAUCAGCCCACUAAAGGCGCACCUCGGGGGCAAUGGCCAUGCGCUGUGAUGGAGUCCUUGGACCAUUCGAUGGCUGCAUGCCUAUCAAAUGACACACAACAGACCGUUCCAUGCUUCUAUCCUCAGGAAACUGAAAUCCUUCUCCUCCACGCCACAACCCCUCUCCGGGCUGGACAGGCAACUUUAUCUCAUGCGCGGUCCUUGGAGCGGCACCGCUGCUCCCGAGGGAACGCACCCCGUAGCCGGGUGCAGUGAGUGCCUUGGGGCUGGGUGGCCUGUCUUCGGACGGGCUCAGCCCCGGCGACUCACUAGGGUGCCUGCCCAGACCAAUGUCUCCCCCUAAUUCCUAUCAUCCUUCCGGCUCUGCAAUGGUCUUGUCGACCGAAAGGGCCUAACCCAACAAAAAAAAAACACACAACAGGGUUUGUAAUAAGGUUCGAAAUCCGUCAACAUAUGAGUGCACUGGAUCCCCAAGACUUUCAUUGAAUUUCGUAAUUAUUAUCCAUUUAGUAAACAAAUCGGUCAUGUUGAGCUAGAGCAUACAAGUAGAAUAGCGAUCGAUCAGUGCAUUUCCUGAACUCUGAGGCAUUCUUUCAGAUGGACACCAGUAGAUAUGUGAUUUGUGAAGAGUUGUCAAAUCAUGUCGUUGUUUGUUAUCGCAGUUUAUCGCAGAGCUGUCUCUCUUUACUCGCAAUUUGCAAUUGAAGACAGCUCUUCUUGCGGCUCGGUGGUGAGGAGCUGCGAAAAGUAUAUCAGACAUACGUGUUUGCCGCAGCUGUGAGCUAAUUUUAUCGGUACAGAAGCUUUAUUAGAGUAAGUUGAGACAGAUGUGUGAUGGUGGUGUCUGCUGAAGUGAGUGAGCUAGUGAUCAGUAGGAUUCGGCGUUGUAUGCGAGUAGCGCUUUAUUUUCACCAUGACCAUCCUUCGGACGGAAGACGUGAUAGCUGACGGGGUGAAUUUGCAGACAGAUCUGAGUGGACGUCUUGUCGGACAUUACCCGACCCAAGCUGGUCAUCGCUCGACCUGCCACUCCGUGUGCAUGGUACUUUUACUUACUGGUGACUUACUACUAGUAAACGUCCUUCGCAAAUCGCCGGUAGUGAAAGAUUCACAGCGUGUGUUCCUAUCACAUCUGACGUUUUAUGUGAAUGCGUAGACCUCUACAUACCAUGUAAAGUUCUAUGGUGAAUGUGAUAAGGUUACUCUAGGUAAACGAUAUGGCAUCGUAUACCCUAUGCGGCCAUAUUUCGUAUUGCUAAACAUUACACAUGUGUAAAAUUAUUUCAUGGUGCAUCGGCUUUUUCGUGGACCGUCGAUGAUGUUUGCCAACGCAUUAAAGGUAG
Messenger RNA from Amphibalanus amphitrite, 2776 nucleotides. RefSeq names its product probable G-protein coupled receptor B0563.6. Gene Ontology annotation, biological process: G protein-coupled receptor signaling pathway. The coding region runs from base 340 to 1482 and encodes 380 amino acids. NCBI's taxonomy places the organism in Eukaryota, Metazoa, Arthropoda, Thecostraca, Balanomorpha, Balanidae. The record is from RefSeq and is a predicted model, not a curated record. Gene Ontology annotation, cellular component: membrane. The transcript has 6 exons. Gene Ontology annotation, molecular function: G protein-coupled receptor activity.